Molecule: messenger RNA, 1701 nt
Organism: Athene cunicularia (burrowing owl)
Lineage: Eukaryota; Metazoa; Chordata; Aves; Strigiformes; Strigidae
Gene: ARL9
Product: ADP ribosylation factor like GTPase 9
Exons: 4
Coding region: 1-738 (245 amino acids)
Molecular function (GO): GTP binding; GTPase activity
Source: RefSeq, a predicted model, not a curated record
AUGUCUCUGACCAGGCAUGAUGCAAACACUGUCUUCGGUGUCUUGUCCCAGUCAGUCAUUGAGCACCAAUCAGCACAGGCAUGGAGGAUCUUGGAAAAUAAUCUUUUGCCGUUCCCUCCCGAGCCCUUGUCACGCUUCCGUUUCUCCCCCAGCCCCGCUAAGCUUCCCAUAUGCCCCGGCUGCCUGGCUAAGCGAGCUGCCCUCGCCUUGCAGGGAAAAGGACACAGCAAGCAGAUACUGGUGCUGGGCCUGGAUGGGGCUGGGAAGACCAGCGUUCUCCACUCCCUGGCAACUAACCACGUCAAGCACAGCGUGGCUCCCACUGAGGGCUUCAAUGCUGUCUACAUCAACACUGAAGAGUCCCACAUGGAGUUCCUGGAGAUCGGGGGCAGUGAAUCUCUGCGUUCAUACUGGAAGAUGUACUUGCCCAAAGUGCUGUUGCUAAUCUAUGUUGUGGACUCGGCUGAUCAUGCCCGACUGCCUGUGGCGAAACAGCUGCUUCAUCAACUGAUCCAGAAUAACUCCACCCUGCCGGUGGUGGUUCUGGCCAACAAGCAGGACCUUGAAGGUGCAUAUUGCAUCACCGAUAUUCAUGAUGCUCUGGCACUCUCUGAGAUUGGGGAUGAGAGAAAGAUGUUCUUGAUCGGUACCCACGUCGCAGAAGAUGGCUCCGAGAUCUCCUCCAGCAUGAAGGAUGCCAAGGAGCUGAUAGCACAGCUGGUUUUGGAAACACAGUGACAUCUCUUCCUACAGUGUGAUAUUUGAGCUGCGGGAGAUGAGGUGUUAGUGUAUGGUCAGUUUGCCAUGUGGUGACUGAAAUGUACAGAUAUUUUUUCCUUGUGGGUGUGAAAUUCCUCUGAAAAUGAUGUCUAGUUGGUAAGAAAAUCUAAUUUAUAGUGGUUUGAAAAUACGUCUGAAAAGUAAUCUAUUUUUAACGUAUUUGUAGGUGAAGAUUAGGACAGCAGUUAAGGGGAUAGAUAACUUAGAUGGUCUGAGAUGGCUUCUUGCCAGGUGGAAAUCAAGCAUUGACUUCAGUGGAACAAAGUUGUAUCCAGGAAAUUUAACCUGGCUUGAUGUCUCGGGCUCAAAUUGAAAUAUGUUUACUUCACAUGAUUUACAGAACCCUGUUAGCAAUGUUGUUUUGUUAAAAAUGAGACCUCACUUCUUGACAGUGUCAGAAAUUUAAAGUGCUGCAACUAGCAUUUUUGACAGUGACAAUUUUUGUUGUUGCUGUAUUGGAGCUGUUUUUUAAGGGAGUGGCAAAUUGGGUUGGUUACUGCUUCUUUAGUGGGUAAGAAUGAGAAAAUGAAAGCAGUAAGACGCUAAGUGUUUCUUUGCCUACAGGGAAAAAACAAAACAGUGUAAUUUAAGGUAGUGACUGGAAGCAUUUAAGUUAAAUUGGCACAGAAAGUGGGAGACUCCUCGAUCAGGCUGAGCUGCUUAUUUUGGUUUAGUACAGGUUGUCCUCGAGCAAGCAGUUUUACAUGUGAAAAGCCUGUUGUUGUUUGAAAGUGAUUUCUGUUAACACAGCAGGUGAGGCAGAUGAGUUGCUGAGGAGUGUCACUCUCCCAGUGUCCUUGUACUUACACUCCGGGAGCAGUUCUGUAAAGGACCUGUUUUGCAAGUGCAUUUACUGUAUGAGGGUUUUACAGUUUUGUCCCUUGGAACAGAUUCAUAAAGCAGAAAAUUUUACCCUAACCA